Molecule: messenger RNA, 1651 nt
Organism: Anolis carolinensis (green anole)
Lineage: Eukaryota; Metazoa; Chordata; Lepidosauria; Squamata; Anolidae
Product: phosphatidylethanolamine-binding protein 1
Exons: 4
Coding region: 253-816 (187 amino acids)
Biological process (GO): negative regulation of MAPK cascade
Source: RefSeq, a predicted model, not a curated record
GCCUUGAUAUUCUGGGUUAUACUCCCGUGUGGAAGGGCCCAGAGGCUUCCAUCUGCCCCUGUGGCACACCGCUAUAACUACCCCUUCGCUCCCGCCCCGGCCAAUGGCAACGCAGAACAGGCAGGCCGCUCUUCUGGGAUUGGAGGAGGGCGCUGUCAAUCCGGGCCCGAGCGCCGUUUCUGUCCCUGGCCGAAGCUAGGCGCGCUUUUGUGGGACAAGGAGGAGGAGGGGAGCCUGCCUUCGCAAGCCGAGAUGCCCGUGGACCUGUCGGCCUGGGGAGGGCCCUUGAGCCUCCCCGAGGUGGAGGAGAAGCCCGCCUACCCCUUGCGGGUCCGCUACGGCUCGGUGGAGAUCGACGAACUGGGCAAAGUGCUGACCCCGACCCAGGUGAAGAAUCGCCCAACGAGCAUUGAAUGGGAAACCUGUGAUCCAGAGAAAUUCUAUAGUUUGGUUCUUACUGACCCUGAUGCCCCUAGCAGGAGAAAUCCCAAAUUCAGGGAGUGGCACCACUUCCUUGUGGCCAACAUGAAGGGUAAUGACAUCAAUAGUGGUUGUGUCCUUUCAGACUACAUUGGAUCUGCUCCUCCAAAAGGGUCAGGGCUCCAUCGCUACGUGUGGCUGGUCUAUCAGCAGCCCCAGCAACUGAACUGCAAUGAGCCCAUCCUCAGCAACCGUUCGGCGGAUCAGCGCAGCAAUUUCCAUGUGUCUUAUUUCCGCAAGAAGUAUAAGCUGGGAACCCCUGUGGCAGGCACAUGCUACCAGGCGGAGUGGGAUGACUAUGUGCCAAAGGUCUAUGAGCAGUUAUCUGGAAAGUAAAGCUGGCCUCUUGCCCUGUUCCAAUGCCUGCUCUUCCGUACCACCCUUUACCUGUAGUGUUGCAUAAAUUACUGGGAUGAUACUGGAAACCCCAAAGUGCUCCCGAUGCUCGCAUGGGGGCAUGCAUUUUCAUUUUACUCAGCUAGUUGGUAAUGUGAUCAGUCCCAAAUGUAUUAAUUUAGUCUGUUACAACAAGUUAAAUCUGUGUGGCCCUCAAGAUCAUGGUGGACUGCAUCAUCCCUCAGAAACAGCCUGAUGGGAGCUGCAGCCCAGCAGCCUCUGGAGGGCCACAUGUUGGCGUACCCAUGAGGCAGGGCGUCAUCACACAGGCUUCUUCUCUUUCACAGUUCUGCUCAUAGGCUCGGAAAGUCCUGGUGGUAUUUUGGUGGGAAGGGAGGUGCAAAGCAUACUGGCCUUCUGUGUGGCUGAUGUAUUUAAACAUGGUAGUGAGCCUCCUUUUAGACAGUAUUGAGACUGCUGUUUUGAUUGCACUUGCCUGUCAUCUUUUCUCACUAAGUUCCUCUUAUCUUUCAUUGCCUUCAUGUUUUAGCAAGAUGUUAAUAGUACUUGCAACCUUUUAAAAUCUGUUGUUUAUUGUUGGGUUCUUGUCCCCUCCCUCUACCAGUAUUUUUUGCCAGUGUUACACAUGGAGAUGGAUCCGUCUUUCUUCCCACUAGUGUUGUUCUUAGGCAGGCUAUCGCAGAUGUUCUUAGAGAUUUAUUGGCUUGGCCCACACAUUCACCAGUGUUGUAGCACUUCCUUAGCAAGGGGAGGGGCAAUGUGUGUAUCUGCUCUUGUUUCUGUUUGGAACUCUCAAUAAAAAGUUUAGAAUUGA